Hydatigera taeniaeformis is the source of this 516-nucleotide messenger RNA. The record is from the annotation of a GenBank genome assembly. NCBI's taxonomy places the organism in Eukaryota, Metazoa, Platyhelminthes, Cestoda, Cyclophyllidea, Taeniidae.
AUGCCUGGCUAUGGAGUGGCUAUUUACCCAAAUAGUAUGGGUGGGUUCCGAGGUGGAAUGGGAUACAGCGGUCAUCCCUAUGGUCCACAAGCCUUCAGAGGAGGAAUGGGACCUGGUGUUAUGCCCUACGGUGGUUAUAUGCCUUUGGCCCCACGAGGAAUGCCUAUGCAGGGCGGAUUAGAGAAAUCUCCAUUCAGCGGUCCUAUUGGCCCCGUACCCUUUGCUGGUACAGGUUUCCAUGGUUUGGGUGCUGGUCAUCCCUUUGAUCGAUGCAAUGGCGGUAACUGUGGCUAUUGGGGUGGCUGCCAUGGCGGACACUGUGGAGAAUUUUACGACUUUCGACCAUGCCACACACCGGAAUGCUUUGAUGGUCCAAUCCACGGAUUUGAUUGCAUGGACGGAUCUUGUGGACGUGUUUGCAAUGGCCAUACUUGCCAAGAUUUUGGUAAACAGUCAUGUUCUGAUAAGAGCUCCUCCGAAACCGAGGAUAAGGAAUCUGCCAAAAAGGAGGCUUAG